This is a messenger RNA of Caenorhabditis angaria, 886 nucleotides long. The record is from the annotation of a GenBank genome assembly. Lineage: Eukaryota; Metazoa; Nematoda; Chromadorea; Rhabditida; Rhabditidae.
AUGAGAAACCUUUUAUUAUUGGAAGGAAGUUUUGCUGGCAAUUUCAACAAGAUGAUUCUGAAAUGGUUGCAGCUGGUAGAAAUUAUGUAGUGGUUUUCGAUCAGACUGAGAAAAUUCAUCGUCUAUAUAUUGCUCGAGAUACCCAAGGAAGAAGUGCAGGCUGCGGUGAAAUUUGUUGAAAUUCAACGAAGAUCUCAUAUGGAAUCAACACAUUGUUUGCUGGUGGAUCAAUUCGAACACCACUACAACAUUAUGAUGUUAAUGGAGGAUCUCAUCAUCAUCAUAAUGGAAUGACUCCAGCAAGUGAGUUUUUUAAAUUUAAAAUCUGCCAAUAAAAUAAUUUUUUAGUGGUUGCCAAUUUUCAAUGAAAGUCAACUUUUGCCAGAUCCAACUCUCGAACUUCAUCCACCAGCUUCUCAACCUCCACCAUCUCGCGAAGAAGACACUUCUGGUGAAUUUAUUCGUCGAGCCCCAACAAAGGGAAGUAUUUAUUAUGGAGUUGGAUAUAAUCCAAAAAGACAUCGUCGUGAAGUUCUUAUAAAUUCUUCGGAUUUAAAGACACCUGAAAACUCACGAUUUGUUAUGAAGAACGGAUAUCCACAUAUGGAAAUGGUUGGAGAAUUGAGAGUUUUUGAAACACCACAAGAUGUUGAAUAUUUUGGUAAUCUUCAUUUUAAAAAAUUCAUCAUUUUCUAACAAAAGUAUAAUUUUUCCAGAAUCGGCCAAUCCACCAUCAACAGUUUGUCCAUCUUCAUCUUCUACAUUAUUUUUCACUUUACUUGUCACUGCACUUACUGUUCUUUCAAUUCUUCUUAUUUCCGUCUUCUUAUUAAUUUCCUCCAGAAUUAGAUCAAAGAAAAAUAAUUCUAUUCAUUUUGCACAAUAA